AGAAAGUUUGGGGUUGUAUUUUGUCGGGCCGGGUUGUGGCGGGGAAAGAUGGGGAGUGUGUUAUUUCUGGAGAGGGAUGUCUGGGGAGUCCCUGGCGAGGGGGUGCGCAAGGCGAGGAGGGUGACGGGCAGCAGCAAAGUAAAAACGGAGGGACAGGUCACUGAGAGCCUGGAGGAGGCGUUCCUAGAGAUAGUCGAGUGGAACUGGGACCCUGACGACCAGCUGCCAGGCCUUGUAUCGGAAGUGGUUUACCGCCACUGGCAAGACCUCUUCGACUUCCUGGAACCGCAACUCCAGGCCACUCACGAAGGAACGGCAACAUGCUACCGGAAACUCAUACGCAUGUUAGAGCUCAACGAUGAGAAGAUCGACGACAUGAAUUGGCAUAAGCUCAUCGGUCGGCUCAUAGUACGCCUCGGGUGGCUCGAGUCAAGGCAAGCCAGCCCCCCUGAUUCCCCCCCAACCAACUUUCGGACAACACCUCGUGCUCAAGUCGUCUCAAAACGUGAAACGGCCACUAGAGAGAACAUAAUGAGAAGUUCCUCACGCCAAGGCCAACCCCCUCAACGACGGGUCGACGAGAACCAGCGGGCCCUCGACCGUCUCAGCUACCUCGGCGGGAUCCUCAUCCCGCUACCCCUCAUCUCAGGCAUCCUCUCCAUGGGCGAUAUCUAUGGCCCCGGCGGUAGCGGGUUCUAUAUCUUUUGGGCCGUUUCAAUACCCCUGGCAGGCCUGGCCGUCCUUCUCAUCUACGCCGACACGAUCCGCAAGGCCGAGGUAUGGGUCGAGAUCAAGCCCGACCAUGUCAUGCCGAGCCCCGAAGGCAAGGGCGAGAGCAGUGGUAGCAAUGACGAGGGUGCCGGUCCUGUCGGAGCUGAGGUGCCGCACAAUAGGAUCUUUAUUAGGCACGGAAAUAGGGUCCAUGAUAGCGUCCAUGGGGGGGAAAAGCCACCGCCGCCUGGGCCACGGGAUGAUAUGUCCUUUGUUGUGGACUAUGAUGUCGAGGAAAGGAUCAUCGACAUGCCAACGGUUUCUACAUCGGCAGCGCAGUCCCAGUCUGGGGACGCGGAAGUACCAAUCCGGUUGUCUCGGCGUCGGAGGAGUAUAAGCUUGGGGCAGGUACCGGUGAUGAUUUUGGAGAGGCCGGAGCGUGGAUCGGUGCCAAAAGCGUGGAGAAGAGAGCAGCUAGGUUGGUUUGGUGCCAUCAGGUCGAUCCUAUACAAGAAGUGUAGGGAUGGGGAUGAUAUCCCUCAUGGUGUGGCGGCGUGUGAGAAGCCUGGGAGGCGGAAGACCAAGUCAUAUUGAGGCAGGUAAGGGGGUUCGUGUUAUUGUAGAGUUAGCACCGAACAAUUCGUAUUCCGGCGAGAGCCCAUUGCCAUUUCCAGCGUUGUUUAUAUUUACCCCUAUUCAUCUCUUGAUUCAGGGGUUCAUCCGUUGCUGCGUCAAGCCAGUCCUGUAAAUUACCGUAACCACUUUA
Chaetomium fimeti is the source of this 1477-nucleotide messenger RNA. RefSeq lists its product as uncharacterized. Lineage: Eukaryota; Fungi; Ascomycota; Sordariomycetes; Sordariales; Chaetomiaceae. The transcript has a single exon. The record is from RefSeq and is a predicted model, not a curated record. Bases 49 to 1305 code for a protein of 418 amino acids.